AUGACACUUGCACCAACACCUGCUUCUGUGCUUAUUUAUACUGUGGGGCUCAGGUACAUGACUGAUGCACAAGAGGCAGACUUUGGACUCCGUAGGGCCAAACUUAAGGAACUCUAUCUUCAGAAAGAAGAGGAGUUAAGACUGCAGUCUGAUCAUACUAGAGCAGUGGAGGUGGAACUGGAGGUGCUACGUUCUCAGGUGCGAGAGCUGCAGGAAGAACUGGAGGAGGCUCGCAGUGCAGUCACAAUUGCACAAUGUACAGCUGAAAAUGACAUUGCUGUGGAACAACGUAAAUGUCAGGAGGAAAUAGCCACAGUCCAACAGCUCAUGAAAGAGGAGGUAACGAAUGCAGUUGGACAGACAGGUGACCGGUAUGAAGGGGAGAUCAAAAGACUCAAAAAGUUAACGGAAAGACUGGAUGCUGAAAAGCAGCACUAUCGACGCCUGUAUGAGCGGCAGCUGGAGGAUUCAUAUAUAAGAUCAAAGAGUGAGAGCCUCCUGAGUCCAGGUGUUAUCUCAGCUGUCACCAAGUCUUUGGCUAAGAGAGUGCCUAGCUUGAGUCCCUCGUCUGCACUCAGCACCCCUGAGAAGACACCUUCCACUGGCUCAGCAGGGCCUCCCCUGGGGACUGGUGUAGAUGCUGAGAACCUGGAGGACAGCAUGAGGAAGGCCCAGGAAGAUGCUGCACUUCUUAGGUCUCUGGUGGAGCCCUUGGAGGAAGAAAUUAAUGCUCUUAAGGAGAAAAUCCGUGCCCAGGAUGCCCAACUGCGAGCACAUGAGGCCCAGCAGGCAGCCUCUCUCCACACAGCUGAUCUAGUGGCUCCCCUUCUGCAGGGUACUGACACACAGCUGGUGGUCACGCAGCUGGAUGAGAAGUUAAAAGGUAUGAGUAACACACUAGAAGCAGAGAAGGCAUCCCGUGCUGAUCUUGAGCUCUAUACUGCCAUCCUUAAUACACAAAAAACUGCACUCAAUGAUGAUGUCGACAGACUACGCACACAACUAACUGAACUGAGACAGGCUUUUGAAGAUGAACGUCGUCAACACAGAGACCUGAAGCACACUUGGCAACGUGCAAAUGAUCAGUUCCUCGAAGCUCAGCGUUUACACCUGGCAGACAUGAGACGGAUGCAGUCUUUACUCACUGUGGAUCAGCAACGAAAAUUGGAAGAACUGCAGAGGAGUGAGGAAGCAUUAGCCAAAAGUCAGGCAAGUUCCAUCUCAGAGGUGCGGCCAGAUCUGAAACCAGGCGUCAAGCCUACAUCUCCCCAGCUUUCUUCCAUGUCACCUGCUUCCAGAAAACGAGUCACUUCUCCAUCUCCUGAUCUGGAGGUUGUUGCUGAUGAUGAGCGACCUUAUGCACUUGUGGACCUUGAUGAUGACCAUGCCUCUUCUACUACACCCCAACUUGUCCGUGGAGAGCUUGCUGGUAGUGAACAGAGUGAUGACCUGAGCAGUGAGGCUGAGACGCACAGUCUACCUCCAGACAGUCUUGCACCAGAGAGUCUGGCUCCUGACAGCCUUUUAGCAGAACGUUUCAGUCCAGAUAAAAUGCCUCAGCUCACUCAAGACCAACAGAAAGCUCUUGCAGAUGUGACACCAGAUUCAGAGGGUGUGACACAGAGUGAAUCCAUAUUAACACCCGGUGAUGAUGACUACGUUACCAUCGAUUUGGCUGUGGGAGGAGGCAGUGGUACAGGGUCAACUGGCUCAAGAAGGGUAGUUAGUGAAGUAGAGUGGAAUUUACUCAAUGAAGAGAUCCGGCGUGCCAGGUCACGUAUUGGGCGAUCUUGUCAAUUGUGCUCCAACUAUCAAACGCAGCUGCAGAAGAUUCAAAGUGAGCAGCGAGAGACAGAGAAACAGAAGGUAGAUCUAGAAAAGGCUCUAAAUCGCUACCGAGAAGACCUGGACCGUGAAGCCCGCUAUCGCCAUGUGAUGGAGGACAAAUGGCGUACUAUGGCAGAGGAUUAUGAAAAAAAGGUUGCUGGUGUAGCUAGUGUGGUGGAGGCUGCCACGGGGAAGCACAAUGAAGUUGUGGCCAAAUUUCGUGCUACAGUGACACACCUUCAUGACCAGCUAAGAGUCCUCACAGAGCGAAGAGAGGCAGCACAACAGGAGCUAACCAGAUUACAGAAAGAGAAUGAUGAUCUGGUUGGUAAGCACAGUCAGCACUCACAGCAGCUACAGAAUGAGAUUAUUAAUCUUCCUGAUAAUAUGGAGGAAAUGCAGCUGCUCCUCCUGCGUUAUCGGGAGGAUAUCAUUGCUGCGAAGGUCUCCAAAGAGCAUCUUGAAGAGACGCUCAAAUCAGAGAUACUCUUCCUAAAGGAUCAAGUGCUGGCAGAGCAACAUGAGAAAAACACCAUAGAAGAUCGUCUCUCUUCAGAGAUUGACCAGCUGAGAGAGAAGGUUGCUGUCUUGGAAAGUGUAGAGAGCCAGAUGAAGGCUGAACGAAGAAGCAGGGCAGAGAGUGAUGCGCAACUUAAAGAGCUGGAGAACAGGCAGUCUGAGGCACAGCUCAAGAGCCAGCAAAUCAUCUCUGCUCUCAAAACACAGGUAGCUGAGCAGACACAGGCAAGGGCAAGACUGGAAGCUGAAGUAGUUGAACUUCGAGGAAGAGUUUCUGCUCUCCAGCAUGAUCUUGACACUUCUGAAGCUGUCCAAAGAGAUUUUGUGCGGCUCUCACAGUCCCUCCAGGUUCAGCUAGAGAAAAUACGACAGUCAGAAAAAGAGGUGCGCUGGCAACAUGAAGAGGAUCAGGAGGAAUGCAACAGUUGCAAGCAGCGAUUUUCUGCAAUGGGACGAAGAAAGCAUCAUUGUCGUCACUGUGGGAAGAUCUUCUGCAAUGAGUGUGUGAGUAAGACUGUUCCCAGCGGGCCACACAGACGUCCCUCCAGAGUGUGUGACGUAUGCCACACACUUCUCGUGCAAGACGCCACACCAUACUUCAGUUCAGAACCGCCGCAUUCACCUGACUGACCUAUAUCACCACAUUUACAGUUUCCUUGUGACCUCUGAUAUGUUAUUGUUAUCUUUUAAUGUUAACUAUGGAUAAUGAAACAACAGUUAUGCUGCAAUUUUAAUAUCUGUAAGCAUAUGAUGAAUUGUCCUAAUAAUAUCUGUCAGAUAACUGCAGUUGAUGAACCACUUGUUAUGGAAAUGAAAAAGAGAAGAAAUCUUUAGCAGCCACUCCUCACAUCCUUAUGCAAAGUUUAUUUUCUCAUAUGAGCACUGUUUCAGAAUUCUCUUUUUCUGCCUUUUCAUUCAUGGUCCUCCUCUCAGUAUAUCUUCUCCAUAUUGUGAUUGAAAAGAGAAUUUAUCUAUUCUCGUGUGGAAGUUUAUAUGUGUGUGUGUGUGUGUGUAUAUGUAUGUAUGUAUGUAUGUAUGUUUAGGUGUAUGUG
Molecule: messenger RNA, 3398 nt
Organism: Penaeus monodon (black tiger shrimp)
Lineage: Eukaryota; Metazoa; Arthropoda; Malacostraca; Decapoda; Penaeidae
Product: rab GTPase-binding effector protein 1-like
Exons: 21
Coding region: 1-2976 (991 amino acids)
Biological process (GO): endocytosis
Cellular component (GO): intracellular membrane-bounded organelle
Molecular function (GO): growth factor activity; metal ion binding; GTPase activator activity
Source: RefSeq, a predicted model, not a curated record